UUGAAACUCGGGUAUCAACAUCACUCCACGAUCGACGUGGGAGGCCCAUCUUCUGCACCAUCACCGUCGCUGUACGCCACUACCCCUCCAUCGUGAGUCUUGGUAUCUCAUGAUGUCGCGACGACCAGCUCGUCUCCAUGACCAAAGGUGAGUGAGAAACGCCGCGCCGCUUCUGGCGUCAACAAACACGAAAAGGAGGCCACGCGACAGUCUACCUUUGGCAACAAUGCCUCGGCCACUCUAAUACUCUGGCGAGGGGUCACCUCUGCAAGCCACCUGGGGGAGGGCAACGAAAUGGAGACAAAUACAACCCGACGCCCUCGAAAGGUAAGAUGAACAAAGGUAAAUCAAGCACAAACAUCAACAAACACAGACAACUCCAAUCCUGGUCAAGGCUAGGUACACCUAUCAUUGAAACAAUCACAAACACAAGUCAACAAUGGCAUUCCUAUACUCAUACCCCGAGGUCGAACCAUAUCCAACGACCUAUGUCUCGCACACAUACCCCGAGAAGGGGAGCCACUUGCACCACCUACCUCUACCCUUCCUCGGGCACAAGGUCCACCGACUGUUCCACGACAAGGACCAGGAGGUGCACAUCCCCAAGGCCGACGUGAGAGAGACCAUGUCCAACUUCUACAUUGAAGUCGAGCUGCCGGGCAUCUCGGACAAGUCACAGCUCCAUCUGCGCUGGACCUCGAUGCGCACCUUGUUGGUCACCAGCAAGGUUAGCCGACCGGAGAUCCCGGAGUCGGAGCUCUUUGAUGUUCCCAUCAUUGGUUCUGCUCCUGCUCCGGGGUCAGACGCAACCACCAAACCGGAACUACCGCCCACCGAAAACAAAGAUGGUUCGCCGCCCGUCGCUGGUGACCAACAGGAGCAGCAACAGCAACCUCCAGCAGAGCAGGCUAAGACGGCAGCCCCUACGACCAAGAAAGAACCUCACCUCACCGUUCACGAGAGACAGAUUGGCGAUUUGAUGCGCGCGUUCAAUUUCCCCGUCGACGUGGAUCGGGAUAAUACUCAUGCCAAACUCGAUGCGGGCCUAUUGAGGAUUGUCGUGCCCAAACUGGAGCACGAUCAUGCUGAGCCUGUGCAUGUUCCGAUCCAUACUGAAGACGCUUAGGCGCCCGAACGUCAUGGCGAUUGUUUUACAUAUCUUAGCGGACGGGACUAGUUUGUUAUAGGAGAUACCAUGGGCGUUGAGAGAGCUAGUGCUCUUCCAUCUGUGUACGAGCUGGACACGUGGGUUGUGGGUCGGUUAUUGCCGAAAUGCACGCGAUCCGGUCAGGAGGCCUGUUGAGAGAGCCUUUAUGUUUCGGCCUCGGAGAACUCUUUUCCUUUUGCAGGAAUCUUUCGAUGCUGCUAGCCUAUUGAUUCUCAUCAAAUAUGUUCAUCAAACACUGCAGUUCAUGACUCGAAUCAAUUAUACUCUUGCUGAAGCCGUAGCAUUCGAUCACUCCCCCAGGCAGCCGUGAUGGUACGAGAUCCCAAUGCCAAUAGGGAAGGUAAGUGAUGAACUAUAACCAGCACCAUGCCGGUCGUAGUCUUACCAUUAAAGACUGUUGUUUUCUUUUUUUGAAACGUUACUCUUUUGAGGCCACGAGAUUUUCAUGAGCGUUUUAUUUCUUCAUUAUCCAAUAGGCCCUCCCGGCCCUUUGACUAUCAAGAAUAUGCCGCAGAUGGGCUAUUCGGGGGAUUAAUUAAUAACACAGCCUUCAGCUUUGUGAAGUAAUGCUGUGGCGUGGAUAACUUCCAUUAACACCUUUCCCUCAUUAGAUCCAAUGCGCCUGUGACUGUGGUUGAAAAAUUGGAGGGUUUGACCUUUUCGUCGGUUCAUUUUCAUCAUUCAAUCGUAAAAGCAAUCAGCCCACAUUUCCUCUUCCAGGAUCUCCUCCUCCUCGUCGGCCGAGCCGCAAUCUCGCUCGACCCAAUGAUGCUGGGCAAUCAAAUCGCUCUCUGGCCACCAGCUCAUGGGCACAUGCGAGUGGGACGAAUGUCGUCUGCGGCCGUGGUGGCCGACGUUGUGCGCCGAAGCGUGCUCAUGCUCAUGAUGGUGUACUGUUGGCGUCGAGACCGCAAUGAAGCUAGGUCUCCGUUCUGACGAUUGUUUGUUGUUGCUGGAUGGUGACGUGGAUUUCAUGGCCGACUUUGUCUUGGCGGCUGCUGCAGCUGUGGCAGGAGGAGGCGUCGUCGUGCCAUCGGAUUUGGAUGUGUUUGAAGAUUGGACCUGGGCCUUUGGUGUGGUGGUGGUUGUGGUGGUGUGGGUGUGGGAGUGUGUUUGUGCAUCGUCCUCGGGUUCAAGUGGUAGGAACCCUGAGUCGAGCACGGGGGUUUUGUAUAGGAGUUCGGUGAGAUCGUAGUCGCUGUAGAAUGCUACACCGGCAUAAUCCUUGGGUGAGGGAUUCUCUCGUCCUGUGGUGUGUUCGGUGGGUGCUGUUUGAGAGAUCAUUUUUUUAAUGCUUGUGACUUUGAGGUUGUGUGGUGUUAUGGUACUAUUGUACUGGCACUAAUUUGUGUUGAUGUUGUAGUGUUAUGUCUGGGUGUUUGACCAGUGCUGGAUUCCACCCACCAGCGAGGUGAG
Messenger RNA from Exophiala dermatitidis NIH/UT8656, 2584 nucleotides. RefSeq lists its product as uncharacterized. The record is from RefSeq and is a predicted model, not a curated record. Gene Ontology annotation, biological process: protein folding; response to hydrogen peroxide; response to salt stress. The transcript is spliced from 2 exons. Lineage: Eukaryota; Fungi; Ascomycota; Eurotiomycetes; Chaetothyriales; Herpotrichiellaceae. The coding region runs from base 440 to 1126 and encodes 228 amino acids.